AAAGAGACACACCACACAGCAGUGAGUUCUGAGUUGAGUAGAGUGGAGUGAAGGCCUUCUUGAGAAUUUUAGUAAGUGAAUAAGCCUUGGAGCCAUGAAUAAAAGUGGAAAGAGAAAGAAUACUGUGGUUAAAUCCGGGAAUAGAAUUUUCAACUCUUCACUGCUACAGUAUCAUGUGACUUGGUUGUCAUCGUUUUAUUUGCCAUACAUGUAAAGAUUGUGUUGAAUCCAGUAAUAAAGAGAUGUAUUCAUGGAGAAACAUUGGAAAAGUGCAGUUGCACGAUCAUUGUGUGAUUAUUUUUUUGAUCAGCAAAGGAGAGUUUUGUCCCCUGAAGAUACUCCACCAGUUAUUGCUACACCGCAUCAUUAUUUAAUUAGUAUUUAUCGAUGUCACAUGUUUUUUGUUGCUGUCUGUACGACCGAAGUUCCACCACUAUUUGUUAUCGAAUUUUUACAUAGAGUUGUUGAUACAUUUGAAGAUUAUUUCAAUGAAUGUACUGAAACUAUUAUUAAAGAAAAUUAUGUUGUUGUCUACGAAUUAUUAGAUGAAAUGUUGGAUAAUGGUUUUCCUUUGGCGACUGAAUCUAAUAUAUUGAAAGAACUUAUAAAACCACCUAAUAUUUUAAGAACAAUCGCUAAUACAGUAACGGGGAAAUCCAAUGUGAGCGCAACUUUACCUAGCGGCCAGUUAUCCAAUAUUCCAUGGAGGAGAACAGGAGUAAAGUAUACAAAUAAUGAAGCUUACUUUGAUGUAGUUGAAGAAGUUGAUGCAAUAAUUGAUCGAACAGGCGCUACUGUUUUUGCCGAAAUUCAAGGAUAUGUUGAUUGCUGCAUUAAAUUGAGUGGAAUGCCUGACCUUACAUUGUCGUUUAUGAAUCCACGAUUAUUUGAUGAUGUCAGUUUUCAUCCUUGUGUUAGAUUCAAGCGAUGGGAGUCAGAACGAAUUCUUUCGUUCAUUCCUCCUGAUGGUAAUUUCCGAUUGUUGUCAUAUCAUAUUGGGUCACAAAGUAUAGUAGCAAUUCCAAUUUACGUAAGACACAAUAUUAAUUUAAAAGAAUCUGGUGGUGGCAGAUUGGAUAUAACAGUUGGGCCUAAGCAAACUGUUGGUCGAACAGUUGAGAAUGUUACACUCGAAAUACCGAUGCCGAAAAUUGUUCUAAAUUGUACUUUGGUACCAAACCAAGGAAAAUAUUCAUUUGAUCCUGUUAGUAAAGUAUUAUUUUGGGAUAUUGGAAGAAUAGAUGUUUCAAAGUUACCCAACUUACGAGGAUCUAUUACCAUACAAAAUGGAGCAACAUUUUCUGAAUCAAAUCCUGCUAUUAAUGUACACUUUACAAUAAAUCAAUUAGCUGUAUCUGGUUUGAAAGUAAGUGGCUUGGACAUGUAUGGCGAAAAAUAUAAACCAUUUAAAGGUGUUAAGUACAUUACUAAAGCUGGGAAAUUCCAAAUACGAAUGUAA
This is a messenger RNA of Cotesia glomerata, 1459 nucleotides long. It is a transcript of the gene carmine, whose product is annotated as AP-3 complex subunit mu-1. The transcript has 8 exons. NCBI's taxonomy places the organism in Eukaryota, Metazoa, Arthropoda, Insecta, Hymenoptera, Braconidae. Gene Ontology annotation, biological process: intracellular protein transport; endocytosis. The record is from RefSeq and is a predicted model, not a curated record. Gene Ontology annotation, cellular component: cytoplasmic vesicle; clathrin adaptor complex. The coding region runs from base 251 to 1459 and encodes 402 amino acids.